UUUCUUUCUUUCGCUUCCAAACCAAGAUGCCUCGCGGUCCGAAGAAGCAUUUGAAGCGCCUCAAUGCGCCAAGCCAUUGGAUGUUGGAUAAACUCAGUGGAGCUUUCGCACCACGACCAUCACCAGGCCCUCACAAGUUACGGGAGUCUAUGCCACUGAUCAUAUUUUUGAGAAAUCGUCUCAAGUAUGCCUUGAACGGAGAUGAAGCAAAAAAAAUUGUCAAAAAACGUCUGAUCAAAGUUGAUGGAAAAGUCAGAACUGAUCUUACGUUUCCAGCUGGAUUUAUGGAUGUGAUAACCAUAGAAAAGACUGGAGAAAAUUUCCGUCUUCUUUACGAUGUAAAAGGUCGUUUCACAACCCACAGAAUUCACAGUGACGAGGCCAAGUAUAAGCUUUGCCGUGUGAAGAGAAUGGCUGUUGGAGCCAAGGGUAUCCCAUAUUGUGUUACCCACGACGGUCGUACAAUCCGGUACCCGGAUCCUGUGUUGGGCGUUCACGAUAGCAUCAGAGUGGACAUCAAGACUGGGAAGAUCCAGGAUUACAUUAAGUUUGACAACGGAAAUUUAGCAAUGAUCAUCGGAGGUCGUAACAUGGGACGUGUUGGUAUUAUCACCCACAGAGAAAAACAUGCGGGUUCAUUCGAUAUUGUCCAUGUGAAAGAUGCCAAAGGCCAUCAAUUUGCCACCCGAAUGGGCAAUGUUUUUAUUAUUGGAAAGGGCAACAAGGAAUGGGUGUCUCUGCCGCGUGGCAAGGGUGUGAGGUUGACAAUUGCUGAAGAACGAGACAGACGUCUUGCAGAGAAAGUUAAACAUUGAAUUUGUGAAGUGUUGUAUUUUGAAAUGUUUAACAAUAAAUAAUCGAGGAAAGGCAGAAGAGA
Molecule: messenger RNA, 877 nt
Organism: Dendronephthya gigantea
Lineage: Eukaryota; Metazoa; Cnidaria; Anthozoa; Malacalcyonacea; Nephtheidae
Product: 40S ribosomal protein S4-like
Exons: 6
Coding region: 27-815 (262 amino acids)
Biological process (GO): translation
Cellular component (GO): cytosolic small ribosomal subunit; ribosome
Molecular function (GO): structural constituent of ribosome; RNA binding
Source: RefSeq, a predicted model, not a curated record